AUGUUUAGAGGCAAUUAUAAUAGAUAAUCCCUUAAACCAUAAGUGGUCACUUUUUAAUAUGUAUUAGAUUAAGUGAAUGCACUUGAUCAUAGAGCCCUCAGUGUAAUAAUUUUAUUAUAAUAUAGCUUUUGCACAAAAUGGUGAAUCCAUCUUAGAUGAAUAUUUUUGCAACUGCUUCUCUUGUCUCUUUAUUUGCAGGACUAAUUCGAGAGAUCCCCUGUGAACUAUUAGAUGAAAAGGUAAAUCAAUAUAUUUAGAUAGAAUCUCAAUUGGAGUUUGUUACAUAUGUUUUUAAAUGAUGUUGAGAAAUUUUUGGAAAACUUAAGAAAAUUCAAGGAGUUCGUUAAUAAAAAUCAAAUAACAUCUAAAAACAUGCAAAUUGCUAAUUAUUGGAUACAAAAAUAUAAUGAAGUAUAACAAGAGUAAAAUCAUGUCAUAAAUUUAGUAAUUAAUAUUCAGUUUCUUAUGCAUUUGUUUAAAUUACUUAAAUGAUCAUUAAACUUGACAAACAGCUCAAUCAAAGACAGCCUUCAAGUCCUGCAAGGUCAUUGUCUGCAUCACCAAGCCCAAAAAUGAAUGGCAAUGAUGAUAUCGAUGAAAUUGAUGAACUUAAAACAUAACCGGAAAGAAUGAGUGUACGAGAACCUCCAAAAACAAAUGGACUAAAGCUUUAAUUAGUCCCUAAUAAACCUAUUUAAUAAACAACAGCACAUAAACACACAUAAAGCCAGCAAAUCAAAUAAGUAGCCCCAAUUCAUGCUCCAGUAGUGCAAAAAAAGAAAUGAU
This is a messenger RNA of Paramecium octaurelia, 786 nucleotides long. NCBI's taxonomy places the organism in Eukaryota, Ciliophora, Oligohymenophorea, Peniculida, Parameciidae. The record is from the annotation of a GenBank genome assembly.